Messenger RNA from Argentina anserina (silverweed cinquefoil), 2766 nucleotides. RefSeq names its product glutamate receptor 2.7-like. Lineage: Eukaryota; Viridiplantae; Streptophyta; Magnoliopsida; Rosales; Rosaceae. The coding region runs from base 1 to 2766 and encodes 921 amino acids. The record is from RefSeq and is a predicted model, not a curated record. Gene Ontology annotation, molecular function: ligand-gated monoatomic ion channel activity; signaling receptor activity. The transcript is spliced from 5 exons. Gene Ontology annotation, cellular component: plasma membrane.
AUGACUCUUUCUUGUACUAAUAAUGUUCACAAAGUCCUAGCAAUUUGCUGGCACCUGCUCAUCAUUUUCGUCAUGAUCAUCAAUCUCUGUGAUGGAGCUGGAGCUGAAGCUGAUGAAGAAAAUGAGAAACAUGUCACCAAUAUUGGUGCAAUCGUAAAUCUGAACUCUCGUAUAGGUAAAGAACAGAGAAUUGCGAUGAUUAUUGCAGCAGAAAACUUCAACAGACUUUCAAAGACUCAUAGCGUAAACUUUCAAUACGCAGAUUCUCAGGGAGAUCCCUUAACGGCUGCUUCUGCGGCUCAAGAGUUGAUCAAAGAAAGGAAGGCAAAAUUGCUAAUUGGCAUGGAGGAUUGGAAUGAAGUAGCUCUAGUGGCUGAUGUGGGGAACCGAGCUCAAGUUCCGGUGAUCUCAUUUGCAUCACCUGCUAUAACCCCACCCCUAAUGGAACGUCGUUGGCCAUUUUUGAUACGAGUGGGAAGCAAUCAUUCUGCACAGAUGAUUUGCAUUGCAGACAUAGUUUCUGCAUACAGUUGGAAAAGGGUCAUUGUAAUAUAUGAGGAUGAUGGUUAUGGUGGUGAUACUGGGAUGCUCACUCUUUUAUUUCAGGCUCUUCAAGAUGUUGGGACAAAAAUUGAGCAUCAUUUGGUUCUCCCACGAGUUUCUUCCAUGUCUAAUCCUAAUUUGGUUGAACUAGAAGAGAUGUUGAAGCUUUCGAGCUUUCAAUCUCGAGUGUUCAUUGUGCUUCAGUCAUCUUUACCAACAGUGACUAAUCUAUUCAGGGUGGCAAAGAAGAUGGGACUUGUAGGAAGAGACUCGGCUUGGAUAAUCACAGAGGGUGUUACUAGUUUACUUGACGCUCAAGUCAAUCAUGAUACUCAAGGUGCUCUUGGAAUCAAAACCUACUCUGGCGGUAAUACUAGUUCAUAUGACUAUGCCAACUUUGACAAGGCAUUCCAAGCAAAGAAUCCAGAAGCAGAUAACUCCAGUAAGCCAGGAAUUCAUGCUCUUAAAGCAUAUGAUGUGACUCGAAUAUUAAUACAGGCGGUUCAAAUGACUACCAACAGUAGCACUAGCCUUCUGGCAGUGUUAAAUACAGUGCUAAGCAAUUACAUGGGUUUAAGUGGGAAAAUGUUUAUUGAAGGUGGUGAAAUCUUUUCCUCUCCCAUAUUUAGGAUCAUCAAUGUUGAGCAAGGGAACAAGUACAAGGAAUUGAACUUUUGGAUACCAGAGUGUGGGUUCUCAGAGAGCCUUUCAAAAGAAACCAGAAGUGGUGAUGUUGGUAUAGUAGUUUGGCCGGGGAACCUAAGCCAACGAGUCCCCAAAGGCUGGGCAAUGCCUACUGCUGAUAAGCCAUUUAGAAUUGGAGUUCCUAACGCUUCCUUCCCCGCAUUUGUAAGUGUUGGUUCAGAUGGGAAGAGUUUUACAGGGUUCUGCAUUGAAAUUUUCCGGAUGGUGCAUAUUCGUUUGAAUUAUACUCUGCCCUUUGAGUUACAAUACGUGAAUGGCUCUUAUAUUGAUCUGGUAGAAAGAGUCCAUAAUAAGACUCUUGAUGCUGGUAUUGGUGAUAUCACUAUAAUAGCAGAAAGAUUGGACAAAGUGGAAUACACUCAGCCAUAUAUCCAGUCUGUUUUGGUACUAAUAGUUCCAGUUUCUGGCUAUAUGGAAUGGACGUUAUUAAAACCUUUCUCCGCAAAAAUGUGGGCGGCAAGUGGUGGCAUAUUACUCUACACAAUCUUGAUUAUAUGGUUUUUGGAGCGCCCAGUGAAUCCAGAUUUCAGUGGCCCAUUGAGAAAUCAGAUUGGCGCAGCAGUUUGGUUCGCCUUCACCUCUUUAUUCUUUGCUCACAGGGAGAGACUCUAUAACAGCUUAACUAAAGUAGUUGUUAUAGUGUGGCUAUUUGUUGUAUUAAUCCUAGUCACAAGCUACACAGCUAAUCUGUCUUCAAUCCUCACCAUUCAACGAUUGAAACCGAAUGUUACAGACAUCGAAACACUGAAGACAAUGAACUCAAAAGUUGGCUUGGAUACUGGUUCAUUUAUUUUCAACUAUGCAGUAAAUGUACUUAAAUUCAAAAAAGAGAACCUCAUCACAAUAGCCACUGAACUCGAAUACACAGAAGCACUCAAAAACAAAACUAUAUCUGCUGCAUUGCUUGAUUUCCCAGAGGCGGAAGUGUUUAUGAACAAGUACUGCAAGAAUUAUACUGCGACCACACUCUCCUAUAGAUUUGGAGGACUAGGCUUUAUAUUUCAGCAACACUCUCCAUAUGCGCUGGAUUUCACUAAUGUCAUUCUGCAGUUAUUGGAAGAGGGAACAAUGAUGUCACUUGAACGUACUUGGUUGACACCAAAUCGUGAGUGUCCAAACAAUUUAACUUCCGCUGGACCAGAAAGUUUGGAGGUCAAUAAUUUUUGGGGACUAUAUGUAAUAUCUGUUGCUACUUCCACCAUUUGCCUUCUGAUAUCCUUCACUAUCUUGCUGAAGCAGUAUCAACAGCACCAGAGUGCAUACCAAGGCAAUGCAAGUGAGGGAAGUGUUUGGAAUAGGACACUUAAAAUGGCAAGAUUUGUAUAUACUAGAGAAUUCAAUGUUCCAAGCAGAACUGCAAGUUUUGUUGAUGUGCUUGAACUCACUUCUUCCCAUUGGGAGCACACGAACGCGAUCAUUUCCAUUCCUGAUCAGGAACAUCAUCUUCAGGCCUCUAACCCCGCACAAACUGAAGGCAGUCCACCUCCACCUCUACAUCUACCUCUACCUCAUGAAUAA